AUGGCAUCGGGGUUUGCGCCCGUACUCGUCUGCUUCGUUCAUGCGCAUCACCGCACACAAACACACACACACACACACAUACUCACGCUCACUCGCACACAAAGCGAAGCAAAAGGCACGAGAGAGGUCGAAUACCCCUCCCUGCGAGUCAGCACCAUGCAGAAUCUGAUGCAUGGAAACAUCUGA
Colletotrichum orchidophilum is the source of this 186-nucleotide messenger RNA. RefSeq lists its product as uncharacterized. NCBI's taxonomy places the organism in Eukaryota, Fungi, Ascomycota, Sordariomycetes, Glomerellales, Glomerellaceae. Bases 1 to 186 code for a protein of 61 amino acids. The transcript has a single exon. The record is from RefSeq and is a predicted model, not a curated record.